Molecule: messenger RNA, 1812 nt
Organism: Aspergillus affinis
Lineage: Eukaryota; Fungi; Ascomycota; Eurotiomycetes; Eurotiales; Aspergillaceae
Product: beta-N-acetylhexosaminidase
Exons: 1
Coding region: 1-1812 (603 amino acids)
Biological process (GO): glycosaminoglycan metabolic process; carbohydrate metabolic process
Cellular component (GO): membrane
Molecular function (GO): beta-N-acetylhexosaminidase activity
Source: RefSeq, a predicted model, not a curated record
AUGCGUAUCUCCUCUCUCUGCACCGCGUUGAUCGCGGUGACUGGCGUUGCUGCGGUCAAGGUCAACCCGUUGCCGGCGCCGCGUGACAUCAGCUGGGGUUCGUCUGGACCCAAACAUCUCGCCCGCACUCUGACCCUCCGCACAAAAGACGACACCCAGGAUAACAUCCUUUCCAAUGCCUGGGAUCGCACCUGGAAGACCAUCUCCGAGUUGAAAUGGGUUCCCGCCGCCGUCGAAGCUCCCAUCUCGUCCUUUGCGCCCUUCCCGACCAGCACCCCCAGCAGCUCCGCCCACAAGGACAAACGCAAUAACGCCCCGUCCCUUCGGUAUGUUGAUGUGGUCGUCGAGGAUAAAAAGGCGGAUCUCCAACACGGGGCCAAUGAGUCCUAUUCGCUGGUCGUUUGCGAGGACAAGGACAGCAUCGCCAUCAAGGCGCAUACCGUCUGGGGUGUCUUGCAUGCGUUCACCACCCUGCAGCAGCUGGUCAUCUCCGACGGCGACAAGGGGCUUCUCAUCGAGCAACCCGUGAACAUCCAGGAUGCACCGCUCUACCCGUACCGCGGCAUCAUGGUGGACACGGCGCGCAACUUCAUCUCCGUGCCCAAGAUCCUCGAGCAGUUGGAUGGCAUGUCCCUGUCCAAGCUCAAUGUGCUGCACUGGCAUCUGGACGACGCACAGUCCUGGCCUGUCCAGGUCGACAAGUACCCCGAGAUGACCAAGGACGCCUAUUCGCCGCGUGAGAUCUAUAGCCAUGCCGACGUGCGCAAGAUCGUCAAGUACGCGCGCGCCCGCGGCAUCCGCGUCAUCCCCGAAGUCGACAUGCCCAGUCACUCGGCCGCUGGCUGGCAGCAGGUUGACCCGGAAAUGGUGACGUGCACGGACUCAUGGUGGUCCAACGACGUGUGGGAGCUGCACACGGCCGUGGAACCCAACCCGGGCCAGCUGGACAUCAUCUACCCCAAGACGUACGAGGUGGUGCGCGACGUCUACCAGGAGCUCUCCGACCUCUUCCCUGACCACUGGUUCCACGUCGGCGCCGACGAGAUCCAGCCCAACUGCUUCAACUUCAGCAGCCACGUGACGAAGUGGUUCGCCGAGGAUGCCUCGCGUACCUACAACGACCUGGCCCAGUACUGGGUCGACCACGCCGUGCCCAUCUUCCGCAACUACAGCGCGGACCGCCGGCUCGUCAUGUGGGAGGACAUCACGCUGUCGGCCGAGCACGCGCACAAUGUCCCCAAGGACAUCGUCAUGCAGAGCUGGAACAACGGCCUCGAGUACAUCUCCAACCUGACGGCGCGCGGCUACGACGUCAUCGUCUCCUCCUCCGACUUCAUGUAUCUCGAUUGCGGUAAGGGCGGCUUCGUCACCAACGACGCGCGCUACAACGUCAUGUCGAACCCGGGCACGGCGGAUGUCCCCAACUUCAACUACGGUGGCAACGGCGGGUCGUGGUGCGGCCCCUACAAAACCUGGCAGCGCAUCUACGACUAUGACUUCACGCUGAACCUGACCUCGGCGCAAGCCAAGCACAUCAUCGGUGCCACGGCCCCGCUCUGGAGCGAGCAGGUCGACGACGUGACGGUGUCCAGCCAAUUCUGGCCGCGCGCCGCGGCGCUGGCCGAGCUGGUGUGGUCGGGCAACCGGGACGCCAAGGGCAAGAAGCGCACGACGGAGAUGACGCAGCGGAUUCUGAACUUCCGAGAGUACCUGGUUGCCAACGGGGUGAUGGCCACGGCGUUGGUGCCGAAGUAUUGUCUGCAGCACCCGCAUGCUUGUGAUCUGAACCAGAACCAGACGGCGAUUCAGUAG